GAGAAAAGAGCAGCGUACUUGAAGUAGCACGUGAAAUCGUGGAAUACUACCUGGUAAGAACGCCUGGUGCGGUAAUCGAGGAGAAAACCGCUGGACUGUGCUUAAAUUACGGAAUGGCCAGGAGCUUCUGUGUUGGUAGGCUCUACACACUCUUGAGGAGAGUAGGUGGAGAGAAUGUCCAGCUGGGAAAGAUGAGAGUUGAGCUAAAGGCAAGCACAAAGGACCAUAUCUGCGAAACACUUGACCCUGCUAUUUGCGUGGGCGAUGACCGGACAGACGAGGACAUGUUCAGGGUGUGCAAAGGCAUCUCAAUUAAAAUAGGAGAGGGGGAGUCGCAUGCCAAUUUCUGCAUUAAGGAUGUUGAUGGGUUACUUGAUUUUCUGUCUGCACUGGCGGAAUGA
This is a messenger RNA of Vittaforma corneae ATCC 50505, 401 nucleotides long. RefSeq lists its product as uncharacterized. The record is from RefSeq and is a predicted model, not a curated record. The annotation marks the transcript as partial. Lineage: Eukaryota; Fungi; Microsporidia; Nosematidae. The transcript has a single exon. Gene Ontology annotation, biological process: trehalose biosynthetic process.